Lithohypha guttulata is the source of this 942-nucleotide messenger RNA. RefSeq names its product peroxisomal 2 4-dienoyl-CoA reductase sps19 (gene SPS19). Gene Ontology annotation, cellular component: peroxisome. NCBI's taxonomy places the organism in Eukaryota, Fungi, Ascomycota, Eurotiomycetes, Chaetothyriales, Trichomeriaceae. Bases 1 to 942 code for a protein of 313 amino acids. Gene Ontology annotation, molecular function: 2,4-dienoyl-CoA reductase (NADPH) activity. The record is from RefSeq and is a predicted model, not a curated record. Gene Ontology annotation, biological process: fatty acid catabolic process. The transcript has 3 exons.
AUGCCUCAAGACCCAUCAGAAUACGUGAGCAGCAUCUUUAAAGAUGGCAUAUUCAAGGACAAAGUCGUCUUUUGCACCGGCGGAAAUGGCAGCAUAUGUUCAGGCCAAGUUCGAGCUCUGGUUCACCUAGGCGCGAAUGCCUGCAUCGUCGGUCGCAACGUCGAGAAGACAGAGGGCAUGGCCAAAGAUAUUGCUACAGCACGAGAGGGAGCAAAAGUCAUUGGCAUAGGCGCAUGCGAUGUGCGGAGUAUGGAAAGUGUGCAAAAGGCCGUUGACACUUGUGUCAAAGAGCUUGGAAGGAUCGAUUUCUGCAUCGCUGGUGCAGCAGGUAACUUCCUCGCGCCAAUGUCCCAACUCUCCUCGAACGCGUUCAAGACUGUCAUCGAUAUCGACCUGAUCGGCUCCUACAACUGUGCCAAAGCUUGCUUACCAGAGCUAGUCAAGGCAGCAAAAGAGCAUCCGACUGGGGAGUCCACUGUACCGUCUGGCCGAAUAAUCUUCAUUUCCGCAACACUACACUAUGGCGGAACAGUAUUACAAACCCAUGCCGUGGCUGCUAAAGCUGGCGUCGAUGCACUCUCAUCACAGGUCUGCAUCGAGUAUGGUCCAUUAGGCAUCACAAGUAAUGUCAUCUCACCGGGCCCAAUAGGUGGCACUGAAGGUAUGGAUCGUCUUGCGAAGAAAGCCAAAGAAGGCACAAAUCCUUGGAAGGUCAUUCCUAGCGGGAGAAUGGGUAAGGUGAAAGAUAUUGCAGACGCCACUGUCUAUCUGUUCAGUGACGCGGCGAACUAUGUUAACGGCGAGGUUCUCGUCGUCGACGGUGGUGCUUGGAGGACAACCUCGACAGGACGUGACUUUCCAUAUCCAGAUUUCCUGCUGGAAGGUGGAAGUGUGGAGGGAGUAGGUGGGAUGAAGAAGCAGAAGAGUGGGAGUAAAUUGUGA